Messenger RNA from Rubroshorea leprosula, 2981 nucleotides. The record is from the annotation of a GenBank genome assembly. Lineage: Eukaryota; Viridiplantae; Streptophyta; Magnoliopsida; Malvales; Dipterocarpaceae.
CGAAGAAAGCGAAGGGUUCGAGAACUCUCUUGGAUGCUAAAAUAAGCCGACUUUCGUGCUAUCGUGCGCCACACAUGGGAGGAGAUGUGACCGGAGCGACCACCAGCACUGCUCUCACUGCUGCGGCUCCGUUCGGCAACGCCGUCGGAGGUGGCUUGGCGGAGCCGCAGUAUGUGUCGGCGAAGACGUCGGUGUGGUGGGACAUUGAGAACUGUCAUGUGCCCAAGGGUUGCGACCCGCACGCGAUCGCGCAGAACAUAAGUUCCGCGCUAGUGCAGAUGAAUUAUUGCGGUCCCGUUUCCAUCUCCGCCUACGGCGACACCAAUCGGAUCCCGGCGUCUGUCCAGCAGGCACUUUCAAGCACUGGCAUCGCGCUCAAUCACGUCCCUGCCGGUGUCAAAGAUGCUAGUGAUAAAAAAAUUCUAGUUGAUAUGCUGUUCUGGGCAGUGGACAACUCUGCUCCUGCAAAUUAUCUGUUGAUUUCUGGCGAUAGAGAUUUUUCUAAUGCUCUUCAUCAGUUAAGGAUGAGGAGAUAUAAUAUUCUUUUGGCACAACCAAAUAAGGCAUCAGCAGCACUUAUUGCUGCAGCUAAGAGUGUGUGGCUUUGGACAACCCUUUCAGCUGGAGGGCCACCUCUAUCAAGUGGUGAAUCAUCUAAGCUUGCUAACAGUCAUGGUACCUUCAAUUCUGAAAUGUCAUAUAACCCGGUUCCUGAAUUUGUUCAAUAUAGCCAACCAAUGUUCUUCAAUUCUGAAAGCCUUCAUUUUGCAAAUCAAAAUUCUUCUACCCUUGGAAGGAAUGGUGAUAACAAAUAUAAAGGGAAACAUAUUCAGAAAACUCCAUAUCAGGCAAGCAUAUCUAAAGCCUCAAGUGCGCCGAUUAUCACUCAAGAAAAUAAGAACAGUUAUCCUUACCAGCUAGACCAUGCACAAGCAAAGCCGUUUAAGAAAGCACCGCAUGAGUUCUUUGGUGGCAGUGAGCCUGCUGUUUCUGCAAGCAAGUCUACUCCCAAUUUCUUCCCCAGCAAUGGUGACCUGUCUGGGAACAAUGGCAAUAGUUUUAUGGGAGUUCCUCAAAAUCCUCAUCCGAAUUCUUUCAGGUCUGGUAAUCUUCCCCUGCAACCUACUGUUAUGCAAGAUAAUCCACUACCUCCUAGUUCUCAGAAUCAUGGAUUUCACCCAAUUCCUCCUAGAGCAGAAGGCCCUAGAUUUUCUGCACCCCCUCUCCAAAAUAUGCCUGAUAUUGGCAAGCUAAGUAUGUCUGAAUAUCCUAACUAUGCGCAACACCGUUCUAAUUUCCAUCAGCGAUAUGGAGAGGAGUACAAAACAAGCUCUAUUGAGUUGCCAAAUCAACCUAGUCUUAGCGUACAACAGAAGAGCCAUAUGCGACCAACUGGCCAAGCAGUUAAGCAUGAUCCUUUUAGUCAUAGGUAUCCCCGUGGUCCUGACUUUCGACCACCACCACCAUCACCACCACCCUCUAUGGCUGGCACUGCACCUAAUAAUGGUUUAUGGGGAACUCAAGGAUGUUCACCACCUUCUGAAUAUGUGCAAGGCCUUAUUGGUGUUAUCUUACUUGCUUUAAACACACUGAAGAAUGAGAAAAUUAUGCCUACUGAAGCAAACAUAACCGAUUGCAUUCGUUAUGGAGAUCCUAAACACCAGAAUACAGAUGUAAGGAAGGCUUUGGAUAAUGCAGUUGAGCAACAUAUGGUAGUGAAGCAAAGUUUAGGUGUUGUGCAGUUGUAUGUUGGUAGAAAUGAGAAACUAUGGAAGUGUGUGAAUCCCAUAGGUGGGAAUCCUAUUCACUAUCCAAAGACAACAUGGGAUAGAAUACAGAAGUUUUUAACCUCCACUGAAGGAAAAUCUGCAAUAAUGGCUUCUCAGUGCAGAUAUGAAGCAGCUUUGGCUCUAAAAAAGGCAUGUUUGGAAGAACUUGCUUUGGGUGAUGUUCUCCAGAUCUUGAAUAUGAUAGUUGCUGUGAAGAAAUGGAUUAUUAAUCAUCCAUCUGGAUGGCAACCCAUUAAAAUUACCCUUGCAGAGACUAAAACUGAAGCAGAUACUGGAGAGUGGCUCUAAGUCAAUAGGACAAGGGUGAUUCUGAAAGAACUACAAUUACUUAUUAACUAGAAAGAUACUGGUAGAGAGCAACUUUUUCUUCAUAAAAUCAACUAGUUAGGCUUUUUAGUUUCUGUGUUUCCUUUUUUUUACCUCUUUUAGUUUGCUGGGAACCUUGAUAUGCAUCUGCUGAACAAUGACAACCGGUUUGGGUGCGAAAGAGGAUGGUGAGGAGGCUUAAGACUGAAGGUCACAUUAGAGUGUAAUUUUUCUGGAGCUGAGUCAAAGUAGAGCAAGCGUGUACCUUCCCUGCAUCAUAGUCCACUCUUUGAAGGUUGUUUGUGGCUCCAUUGUUAACCAUGUUGCUCGAGUGCAUUAGUACCAGAAAAAGCUAAAGCCGUACUUCCAUCCAGUAUGAUAUGUUCAUGGAGGGGUGGCAAUCAUUGUUUUUGUGAUUCCUCAAGCUGGUUAUGUAGCUCCAGUAACCAGGUUAUUCUUCUUCAGCUUCUCCACAGCAUAAUAUUUGUGCAGACUUAUUAAACUACAAAGCUCUUGAAUGAGAUCUGAAUUGGAUAUUAGCCAAGGCUUUAAGGUCUUGAUUAGCAAGUUCUUAGUUACUACAGCAUGGGACUUAAUAUUUUACUCAAGUGUAUGGAAGGAAAAAGCAGAAAAGGGGAGCAGCUUUAUGGAUGUUAAUGAAGCUUUCAAGUUAUCUCUGCAUUCUUUUGUUUUUGAUUUUUGGCUGCUAAUUCCUUGGCAGUCACUACAUGUAUGUGAAGGAGUUUUAUUAAAUCUAUAACUAUGCGUUACCUUCUGGUGGCUGGAUCAUGGUGGACAUGAUCAUAAAUAUAUCUACUGUAAUGAUGGCACUUUAAUUUAAAGUUGGUCUUUUUUUCUAUUAUGAAAUGAAAACGUGGAUGACUU